GUCCCUCUAAUUUUAUUUAUUUACGAUUCGCGGGAUUCUCACGGAAAGGGGGCUUCUCUUCAGCUAGGUUUCUCUUUAGAGAUCAGAAGCUUUUUGUCUAUUUCGCUGGUUUAUAGUUGUCUGAUUCAUUGAUGAUCAAGAGCUGCUAACAUAUUCUCCCUGAUACAAUGGAUGCCCAAAAUGGAGAUAAUCAAGAAGGAGUCAGGGUGAUGGGAUUCGAAGUUCCAAGGUCACCUGAUACUAGCUACUGCAAUCCCAUCCCAGGCAAUGAAGAUGAAGCCCGUGAUCCACCAAUUGUCCCGCCUCACUUGCAACACCCUUUGCUGAUCUUCCCGGCAAAUCAGGAUGCUUCAAAUAGCCUCCCGUUGCCUAACAAUGUAACUCUGAACCACCUAUACAUUGAAAAUAGGGAAAGGCCGAGCUCAGUUGUUGCCCUUGGUAUAACACACCGCUAUCGAUCAAAAUUUGUGACUGUUGUGCUUUACAAACCAAUUCGGAGAAGAGGUGCAUGAAGAUUGGCUAUGUCCAUAUUUCAAUUGCAUUUCCUUCUCAUCUGGUUAGUUUUAUGUUCCUCUUGGCUACAUUCUCAAAUUUUAACAGAUACAUAUGGGAGGAGAAUAUUAUAAGGUUA
Messenger RNA from Dioscorea cayenensis subsp. rotundata (Guinea yam), 631 nucleotides. Its product is annotated as SNF1-related protein kinase regulatory subunit beta-3-like. The transcript is spliced from 3 exons. The record is from RefSeq and is a predicted model, not a curated record. NCBI's taxonomy places the organism in Eukaryota, Viridiplantae, Streptophyta, Magnoliopsida, Dioscoreales, Dioscoreaceae. Gene Ontology annotation, molecular function: protein binding. The coding region runs from base 168 to 512 and encodes 114 amino acids.